ACUCCCACUUCCUGCUUCAUGGGCGCUGAACAGUUUAUUUCUUCACACAUAUCGAGUACAGAGUUCACUAUGGGUUUUGCUUAGAGUGGCGAAGGUGACAGGCAGCAGACAGUCGGUGUCCAGGAGACUUGAACGCAUUUCUUUUCGUCUUCUUCUCUCCUUCAGCUCCUCGUCGCUGAGCUUCAGGAUGUAUUUGGUAUUGAUCGCAUUUGCCUCGGCGCUCCCUCUCACCGCCGUUGCCCUGGACAACGGCUUGAUGCUGACCCCUCCCAUGGGCUGGUUGGCGUGGGAACGAUUCCGCUGUGAUAUUGACUGUGACCAAGACCCCAAGAACUGCAUCAGUGAGAAUCUGUUCAUCGACAUGGCAGACAGACUCUCAGAGGACGGCUGGAGGGAACUUGGCUACGUCUAUGUGAACAUAGACGACUGCUGGUCAUCUAUGGAGAGGGACAAGCAGGGUCGGCUGCAGGCAGACCCCAAGAGAUUCCCAGGAGGCAUCCAUAAGCUGUCGCGCUACAUGCACGACAGGGGACUCAAGCUGGGGAUCUACGGGGACAUGGGCUCACACACCUGCGGGGGCUACCCUGGCUCCCCACUAGACCAGAUCGAGAUAGACGCUCAGACCUUUGCGGACUGGGAGGUGGACAUGUUCAAAUUUGAUGGCUGUUACUCUAGUGUCACAGAGCAGGAGCUGGGUUACCCUCUUAUGUCAAAGGCUUUAAAUGCUACAGGCCGCCCCAUUGCCUACUCCUGCAGCUGGCCCGCCUACCAAGGCGGCCUGCCGCCAAAGGUGAACUACACUCUUUUGGGGGAGAUCUGCAACCUGUGGCGUAACUAUGCCGACAUUCAGGAUUCUUGGGACAGUGUCUUGCACAUAGUUGACUGGUUCUUCGACAACCAGGAUGACUUGACACCCGCAGCCGGACCUGGAAGAUGGAACGACCCCGAUAUGCUGAUUGUCGGUGACUUUGGCCUCAGCAUGGACCAGUCCCGCACUCAGAUGGCUCUGUGGGCGAUUAUGGCUGCGCCUCUUUUCAUGUCCAAUGACCUACGCACCAUCAGCAGCGGGGCCCGCAGCAUCCUGCAGAACAAAAUGGCCAUCAGCAUCAACCAGGACCCCUUGGGUUUUCAGGGAAGACGGAUACUAAAGGAGAAGAGUGGCAUUGAAGUAUACUGGCGCACCCUGUCGGGCAAUGCCAGUGCCUUGGUGUUCUUCAGUCGUCGAAAUGACAUGCCCUACCGCUACAAAACUUCCCUCAGCAAACUUAACUACCCGGCCGGCAGCUACAAGAUCGUUGACGUCUUCACUGACAAGACUGCGAUGCUGAAAGACUCCACUGACUUUGUGGUGUCGGUGAACCCGACGGGGGUGGUCAUGUGGUAUGUCUCUGCACCUGCCAAACUGAACAUGCGCCUCUUCUACAAAGGUGGCCAGUUCCACAGAUCUGCCCAUGACGACGAUGAAAACACCAUUCCUCGUGUCUUCCUCUGAUCGCUCACUGUCCAAACUCCAUCAUCAAAUAAUCACAUCACAGUGUCUUCUUCUUCAUGGUCUGCUUCUUUUUCUUUUUAUCAUAAAGGGCCAAUAACGAGAUUAGGUUAUCAUAAGAGCCCGGCACUAUGCAAUGUAAGAUAAUCUGAAAUUGUUUGUGAUCCUUCUUCUGUCAAAUUCUGCACAAGAUCAAGUGAACAUGGCACACUUCAGAGGUGGUGAUAUGGGACACGUGAAGUGUUUCUGUACUUCACAGAUCAUAAGAGCUAAGCUGUCCCCAAAAAAAGGCAAAGGAUGACAAAUGCCACUGACCUGCUAUUUUUCAGAGCAAUGUUAAACGUUACAUUCCACUUUUGGUUUUGGUUUUAAGGAUCAUUGUUUUAUUCUGUCAAGAUCCGCAUGUUGCAGUGCUCAGGUUAAUUGUUAUGACCAUGUGUUUAAGAAAUUAAAAAACGUUUUUUAUGAGAAAUUA
Messenger RNA from Scophthalmus maximus (turbot), 1964 nucleotides. RefSeq names its product N-acetylgalactosaminidase, alpha (gene naga). The transcript is spliced from 9 exons. Bases 188 to 1492 code for a protein of 434 amino acids. Gene Ontology annotation, cellular component: cytoplasm. NCBI's taxonomy places the organism in Eukaryota, Metazoa, Chordata, Actinopteri, Pleuronectiformes, Scophthalmidae. Gene Ontology annotation, molecular function: alpha-galactosidase activity. Gene Ontology annotation, biological process: glycosylceramide catabolic process; oligosaccharide metabolic process; glycoside catabolic process. The record is from RefSeq and is a predicted model, not a curated record.